CGGAUUGCGGCCACUAUUGCUUAUUUGCCCCUGGUUUUGAAUACAUCUUUGGACGCCGAAGAGACGACGAAUGGAUUUUGGGAUGCUUUUUGCCGCCGGAUGAAUUUCUCCUCCUAAUCAUGUCUUCGUUUGAUUGCCUCCAAAACUCCAAAUCGCUGAUUAAACAAUGAUAACAAAUUUCUUUAAAAGAAAAUCACCGUCUCCAUCCAAUCAAAGCGAAGAUGCGGGACAAAGUUCAAGUGUGAAUGUAUCAAAUAGCACUCCUUCACUGCCAAAAGAAAUCGAUUUGGAUAACCUUCCUUGGGAUCCCGCAGAAAGGAAAAGAAUUUCAGAAUAUCAUCCUAAUCAAAGAGAUGAAAUAAGAAGAAAAUAUUUGCUUAGAGGACCCUGCCAACCUCGUGGUCAUGAUUUUCCUCAGAAAAUUAUAAGCAAAAAAUUGCGACGGUUUAAUCCUGCUUGGUUCGAUCAUUAUGGGAAUUGGUUAGAGUACAGUGUAAAAGUGGAUAAAGCAUUUUGCUUGUGUUGUUACUUGUUUAGAGAUAACUAUGAAAAUCAAGCAGGAAACGAUGCAUUUGUCACAGAGGGCUUUUCUAGCUGGAACAAAACUGAAAGAUUAGCUAGCCAUGUUGGUGAAGUUAAGAGCUUUCAUAACAUAGCUGUCGAAAGGUGUGAAGAUUUGAUGAAGCAAGAUCAAUCAAUCAGUGUUGCUCUUCAUAAGCAAACAGAGACCGCGAAAAGUGAGUAUCGCAUCAGAUUAAAUGCUUCAAUUGAUGUUUCUAGAUUUCUUUUACAUCAAGGGUUGCCAUUUCGUGGUCAUAAUGAAACUGAAGACUCUAAUAAUAGAGGAAAUUUUUUAGAAAUGAUAAAGUAUACUUCAAAUCAAAAUGAAGUUGUACGAAAAGUCAUACUAAAAAAUGCUCCUGGAAAUAAUCAAAUGGUGUCUCCUAGUAUUCAGAAAGACAUUGCUCAUUGUUUUGCGCAAGAAAUAGUGAACUUUAUUGUCACAGAAAUUGGUGAUGAUGUUUUUGGGUUGAUGAUUGAUGAGUCUAGUGAUGCAUCUGAUAAGGAACAAAUGGCUGUAGUUUUGAGGUAUGUUGACAUGUUUGGGAUAAUUAAAGAAAGAUUUGUUGGUGUUACUCAUGUCAUGGAUACUUCUGCAUUAUCUCUCAAAAGUGCUAUUGAUGCUUUAUUUGCUGAAUAUGGGUUGAGUUUGAGUAAGGUUAGAGGUCAGGGUUAUGACGGUGCAAGCAAUAUGCGGGGCGAGUUUAAUGGGUUGAAAGCUUUGAUUUUGAGAGAAACUAGUUCAGCAUAUUAUGUGCAUUGUUUUGCUCAUCAGCUUCAAUUAGUUGUUGUGGCGGUUGCCAAAAAACACUUUGAGGUAGGGAAUUUUUUUGAUAUGAUAUCUCUAUUGAUGAAUGUUGUUGGGGCUUCUUGCAAACGGAAAGAUAUGAUCCGUCAAAGUCAUCAAGAAAAAGUUAAGCAAGCCAUUAGUUGUAAUGACAUUAGUACGGGAAAAGGUUUGAAUCAGGAGAUUAUGCUACAAAGAGCUGGAGAUACUCGAUGGGGUUCUCAUUACAAAACACUUUUACGUGUGGUCGAGUUGUUUCCAUCUAUUGUUGAAGUUCUUGAAUUUGUUGAAAAAGAUGGUAAAGAUGAUGUGAAAAGACGUCAGGCACAUGGUAUUCUCGUCUAUUUUCAAUCAUUUGAUUUUGUGUUUUAUUUGCAAUUGAUGUUGUUGAUUUUGGGGCUCACAAGUUCUUUAUCAAUGGCCUUACAAAGAAAAGAUCAAGACAUUAUAAAUGCUCUGUCAUUAGUAAGGUCAACUAAGGAGCAGUUGCAACAGGUUCGCAAUGAUGGGUUUGGUUCACUUUUGAAAAAAGUCUCUGAUUUUUGUGACAAACACGAAAUUUCAAUGUUGAGAAUGGAAGAAGAUUACAUUAAUCCAAAAAGGCCUCGUAAAAAAAGUAAUACCACUAACUUCCAUUAUUAUUUUGUGGAUUGCUUUUAUACAGUUGUAGAUAUGCAACUUGUAGAAUUCAAUGAUCGGUUUGAUGAGGUGAAUACAGAAUUGCUCAUGUGUACAGGAGCUUUGAGUCCAAGUGAUUCUUUUAGUGGGUUUAAUGAACUGAAAUUGAUGAGAUUGGCCGAGUUUUAUCCUGAUGACUUUGACUUUAUGGAUCGACAUACUCUUGAGCAUCAACUGAAACUCUAUAUGAAUGAUGUGCUUCAUGAUGAACGCUUCUCUCACUUGAAAAGCCUUGGCGACCUUGCUAAAAUGUUGGUGGAUACCAAAAAACAUCUCUCAUAUCACUUAGUAUAUCGACUACUUAAAUUGUCAUUGAUUUUGCCAGUAGCAACCGCCACCGUUGAAAGAUGUUUUUCCGGGAUGAAAAUUGUGAAGUCAAGUCUGCGCAAUAGGAUUGGCGACCAGUUUUUGAAUGAUUGUCUUAUUUCUUAUGUUGAAAAAGAUGUGCUUGAUACAGUUACGAAUGAAGUGGUGAUGGAGCGUUUUCAAAAAAUGAAAACUCGUAGAGAGCAAUUGUAAUAAAUAUUUUCUAGUAUGCUAACAUUGGUUUUUUUCAUCUUUCAAAGUUGCUUUAUAAUUAUUAGAAUUUUUCUUACCUUUUACUUAAUUUUUG
Messenger RNA from Cuscuta epithymum, 2639 nucleotides. Lineage: Eukaryota; Viridiplantae; Streptophyta; Magnoliopsida; Solanales; Convolvulaceae. The record is from the annotation of a GenBank genome assembly.